UCAGUCUCAGUCAGUCUCAGUCAGUCUCAGUCAAACACCAAUGCUGCGCUUGAUCGCGCGGCCCGUUACUGCUGUGAAUGCUGCUGCCUCUGGCACUGCUCCUCCUCCGCCAGUGCUGCUGCCGCGCCGUCACGCGUCCUCGUCACGCAAUGUAAUCACUCACCAGGCACCACGUCCGAUGGCAGCCGCAGCGAUGCAGCAGCGCGUCCCGCACGGCGGCGUGUCGUCCUCUGCGUCUUGGUCUUGGCGAUCGUUGAGCAGCGCGGCUCCUGCGCUCGGCCGAGCGACCCGCGCGACCCAAGCACAAGCUCACGCCGAUGAAGAGACACCAUCCACGACUGAAGCGUCGGCCAAAGAGCGACCGAAGGCAGGCCGAGCAAACAAGUCCACUGCUGCUGCUGCUGCUGCUCCAGCCAAGAGCAAGUCCAAACCAAGCGCAGCCGACACUGCAGACGACGACGCCGCCGCCCCCAUCAAGACCUCGAGUCGCAAGCAUACCAAGACCAAAAGCAAGCUGCCGGCGGCCGAUGGUGGUGCCCGCUACCCAGCAGUCACUUCCACGCUGGACCAGCACGCACUGGACCUGUUGGCAGCCGUGCCGAAACAACCAAAGCCUGCAGCAAAUUCAAAGCGCUUGCACGAGCAUGUCAGAAGGAGCAGAUACGAGUAUCAACACACUGCCGAAGCGUCGCUCGGCCGACUGCGAUCAUUACAGAUGGUCGUGCUGCCGCCCUUGUCCAAGUUUAUCAUGUUUGAACCCUCGUUCAACCAAGCACACACUGUGUCCAACCAGACAGUCCAGUAUCCGGCUCGCAAGCGCGCCUUGCUGCCCAUCGCGGCUGACUUUGCCACCGUGCCAAGACUCGCGCAGCAGGUUCGCAACGUACUUGUCCAGUCUGCCGUGCAAGUGUUGCCGCGCCAGCACACCGCAGAGCUGUAUCAGCUUGCAUCGAAUGUUGUCGAUACGCCACUGGUACGCGCCUCGGAUGUUGUGCGCAAUGCCAUGACCGAGCCAUACCUUCAGUUUGCCCUCCACGUCCGCCACCUCUUGGUCGGUUGCAACUCACUCGAAGGCCAACCUCGCUUUUACAUGACCUGUGGCACGCUGCUUCCGCGUAUCGGCGCGUAUACCUUUCUGCUGACCGAGGGGCUUGCUACCAAGAGUUGGUCCGGAAUCUGUGUUGGACCCAACUAUCUUCCCGUGAGGAAUGAUCUCUUGCCCGAGCCAUCUUCCUUUGCGCGACUGUUGACUUCCGAUGAGCUUGUAGCGGGCAGGCAAAAGUCAACGCAACGACAAACAACGCCCGUCGUACCCAGCCCAUUGACGAGAUUUGCGCUCCAUCUUCUAAACACCCCUGGCGUGAAUGUGGAAGAGGCCUUGGCCUCGUUUCGCGCGCUGCCCGACGCUCCCAAGCUCCCAAUUAAGGAAAACGACGAAGGCACUCCGGCAGACGCGGUCGGGAAAUUGCUUUCUCCCCGCCUGGUGAGCAUCACAUUCCCGUUAUUUUCGACCGCUGGCGUGCUACUGGUGCAAGUUGCCCAGGCCUUGCGUCAACUGUGCAGCAGCAACAGCAGCAGCAGCAGCAGCAGAAGAAGAAGAAGCAACAGCAGCAACGCUGCUGAAUCCAUGGAUGUCGUGUGGCCUCGGCUCAAUGCUGUCGCUGAACGGUAUUUUGCGCCUCUGCUUGCAACAAACAUCCCCUCAGGUCGUCUGCUUGAGCAGUUUAUGCUUGGGGUCGUCUGUGUCUAUGCGCAACACAUCGAGGCGGUUGGGAUUGCAACCACCUUUGGCAGUCGUGUUACCGCGACCAGUUCGCGCUUUCCUUCAAGCCGAGGAAUUUUGCGGCCUGCAGGAGCGGUCAUGGUGCCCGCAAGCGCGGAACUAACGUCUGGCACGCAGAGCAAGACCGCCAGUGCCGCUCGCACUUCCUGUCCAACAAGCGCUGCGGCCACCCUUGGGCCGAUUCUCGCAGGAGUGCGAGGGUCUUGGUGGAGCAUUACCAGCGGCGAGCCCACCAAACCCCACGAAUACCCGCCGGACGUAUGCUUGCCCAUCCCUUGGUGCCCUCCCGACUCGCAGUCGGUGCUCUUGCAUCGCCGCCUGCCAGAGGCCUUUGAUUCAGACUUGCUCUCGGACAAUCCGCCGCGCGGCGCGGUCGUUGCCCAGCCAUUCACCUUUUCCGUGGUCUCCUCACCGAGUUGGUUGGAGCACUCGUCUCCCGGCUUGGCUCCAAAGUCUGCUUCUGCUACUACGAGUCCGGAUCUGCUCGCGCUGCGCGAGCUGGUCGUGACGUUGGGGCACACUGACCCAUCCCAACGCUCGCUCAAACUCACCAGCCUGCACACCAUUGCCGAGCACGAGCUCCAUCUGGAAGAUUUCGAGGGCGCACUGCGCACCUGCACGUUGGGCAUUGCCAUCGAACCCAACUUUGUGCAGCUGCGGUUGACGCGCGCCAAAGCAGCCCACAAGCUCGGUCGCCACGCAUUGGCGCUCGAAGAGCUGGAUGCGAUCGACUCGCUUGUUGAGCAGCACCGACGCGGCGACCUCCAACUGCCCAGUGCCACCCAGCUGUUGGUCAACAAUAACUACGCUUGGCGCGCGGCCUACGGUGCCAUUGAGCAGCUUCGAGCAUUGCUCGAUCCUUCAACCGUUUCCGAUUAAUCAACCAGCAGCAGAAAAAUCAAAAACAAAAUAAAAGCAGUAUGUUCGAACAGCCGACCAA
Molecule: messenger RNA, 2723 nt
Organism: Capsaspora owczarzaki ATCC 30864
Lineage: Eukaryota; Filasterea; Ministeriida; Capsasporidae
Exons: 1
Coding region: 41-2662 (873 amino acids)
Molecular function (GO): protein binding
Source: RefSeq, a predicted model, not a curated record